UCACCUUGGCAAUAUCCACUUACCUGUAUUUCCCAUAUGAUAUAGGCCUGUUGCCCUUCACACUCUCAAAUACUACUAUCACGACAUAUCUGCAAACACUUGAUAUAAAGUCUCUCAUAUAUUCCGCAAUCCCACCUUUUCAAGUCUGUAUUCACCUAUAAGUAGAUAUCCUUUUCCCUCCUUUCCUUUCCCUCUCUUACAACUUCUCCACCAAUAUGGCUAGACGCCACAGCAAGAAAAAGCCGCGAAACCCACCGGUCCGCACUGAGUCUAGUGGGAGCGAAAUACCCGUUUCCCCACAGCGCGUCGAUGCGAGAACGAUUCAUCAGCGGUCCCGAGGUGCGAGCGAGCAUAUAUACGGGCAGAGCUCAUAUGCUGGAUCCUGCGCGGAACCUGGGUUACCGGCGUGUACGAAUCUGGAUCAAGGUUUCAGCGAAGAAAGGACACUGCGUCAACUUGGGUUUGCGGGCGGGAACACAGCACAGACGAAUCCGUCAAUGCACAGGACAUGGGACGAAAGCGGAGUGGGUUUAUGGUGGUAUGCAUGUGGCUCUUAUACGUCGCCGGGUGGUAUAGCUCUACCAUCCACUUCUGGUGAGCGGGAGACAUGGCAGAAUUGUGCGUAUCAAGGCUCGUUCCUGCAUGGUGAUGUUGCUGCAGCUCAGAGAAAUGCGGAAGGCAUGGUUUUUAGGACAUCAUCUUGCGGCUCUGUAGCGAAGCGGGGAGAGGGGGGGCCGCUGUGGGAUGUUAAUGCGUAUUUUGCGUAUUUUGCGCCGCUGGGUACGCGUCAUAUGCAGGUGGUGGGUAAAGAGGAGAAAAGGGAAGGCAAGAAACGAAUGGGAAUGUGACUUUUGUGGACUCGAGUGCUUUUGCUGGGGUCUGACGGACGGAGUAGCAGACGAAGAGGCGGUGUCGUUGUAGACGGACUAAUUGGCGGGAUGGGAUUUGGGUGGCAUAUCGGGAGACGUUGCUGAGUGGCCAGAUUCCCAGUCGUUGGCAUUGAAAGGGAACUAUGCCGACUCACGUUCCAAGUUGG
Messenger RNA from Bipolaris sorokiniana ND90Pr, 1036 nucleotides. RefSeq lists its product as uncharacterized. NCBI's taxonomy places the organism in Eukaryota, Fungi, Ascomycota, Dothideomycetes, Pleosporales, Pleosporaceae. The record is from RefSeq and is a predicted model, not a curated record. The transcript has a single exon. Bases 216 to 848 code for a protein of 210 amino acids.